AUGGCAUGUUUUGUUGCUGUCGUAAUUGGCUUUGUAUAUGGCGGCGGUUCUGGUGAUUAUGGCGUAUCUCUCCUUCGUCUCCUCCGUGUAAAAAAGCUCUCCGACAACGCCGUUCUUUCCUCUAGGGCUUCUCCUCUCUCCUCCGGUUACGAUAUCUCCAGUGCUGUGGAGACGAAGAUUCCGGCGAGAGGCAAGGCUCUGGUGGCUACUGACCUCAGCAUUUCGAUUCCAGAAGGCACCUAUGCCUACAUUGGUGAGCGAUCAGGUCUUGCAUUGAAGCAUUCAAUUGACGUUGGUGCGCGGGUGAUUAACACCGAUUACAGAGGACCGGUUGGGGUGAUACUGUUCAACCGGUUAACGAUCUCAGAUCUUCUUUCGAAUCUUGGAUCUUCCUUCCUCGCAUCUGUCAUCGACACUGCUUGCAAAGCCGGCGAGGUUAUUUUCGUAACUUUACCCCCUCCUCUCUUCUCUCUCUCUCUCUCUCUCUCUCUC
Messenger RNA from Arachis ipaensis, 492 nucleotides. The record is from RefSeq and is a predicted model, not a curated record. NCBI's taxonomy places the organism in Eukaryota, Viridiplantae, Streptophyta, Magnoliopsida, Fabales, Fabaceae.